AUGGCAUCAACGGGUCAUUCGAGGAGGACGAGAGAUUCCUCACACGCUGAGAUGCCCAUCGGCCGCUACACGCGGCUGGACGAGAUCGGCCGAGGCAGCUUUGCCACUGUCUACCAAGGUGUUCAUACGAAAACCCGCACCUUCGUGGCGAUAAAGUCCGUCAACCUGUCCAAGCUGAACAAGAAGCUGAGGGAGAAUCUGUCGUCAGAGAUCCAUAUUCUCAAGGGCUUAUACCAUCCUCAUAUUGUGGCCCUGAUCGACUGUCAUGAGACGACGUCUCACAUCCAUCUGGUGAUGGAGUACUGUGCUCUAGGUGAUCUAUCUUUGUUUAUCAAGCGACGAGAUACCUUAGGCGAUCACCGGUAUACGCGAGAAAUGAUCUCAAAGUAUCCAAAUCCUCGAGGUGGCGCUUUGAACGAGGUCGUCACUCGUCAUUUCCUCAAGCAGUUGUCGAGCGCUCUGAAAUUCCUCCGGGAUCGAAAUCUCAUCCAUCGUGACAUCAAACCACAAAACCUGCUCCUUUGUCCAUCACCGUCAUCGUACCGCUCGGGUGCCACCCAGGUUGUACCAUUCAAGGGCAGCGAAGAUUCGUUCAACCCUACGACGGGGCUCGAAUCGCUGCCCAUGCUCAAGAUCGCUGAUUUCGGUUUCGCGCGGUCCCUUCCAGCGACGUCGCUUGCGGAAACCUUGUGUGGCUCACCUCUUUACAUGGCUCCUGAGAUUCUCCGGUAUGAGAAAUAUGACGCCAAGGCUGAUCUCUGGUCGGUGGGCACGGUAUUGUACGAAAUGGUCGUUGGGAAAGCACCCUUCCGGGCUUCGAAUCAUGUCGAGCUGCUUCGGAAGAUAGAGAAGGGUGAUGACAGGAUCAAGUUUCCCGAGGAGAACCCUGCUUCUGAUGAGAUCAAGGCACUGAUCAGAGCGUUGUUGAAACGCAAUCCGGUAGAGAGACUGAAUUUUGCCGAUUUCUUUGAGAACGGGAUCAUCACAGGUCCAAUUCCUGGUUUGAUAGCCGAUGAUGCGUCCUCGCCAUAUCGACGUUCGACCGUUGGCACAACUGCUGCCGAACCAGCGCCUGUACCAGAACCCCGGCCUGAGAUUGUUCCUGUAACAGCACCGCCCUGUCAGAAAGAGGUGCCGUAUCCUGACGACCGUGUGGAACCUUCCACGUAUCCGGUUGCCCGACGCUCGAUUGCACCGACUUCGCGUCCCGGUACGCCGAGCACGCCUAUGCGUAGGACUGGCAGUGCAGAUAGACCUUUGUCUAUCGCCAAGGGUUCUGCAGCAACGACGGGUAAUCCGGUGCCAGAAGUAGAUCCUCAGGCUCCUCUCCGCCAGGAGCCGAACGAAGGUGGCGCAGCAACUACGCCGGUCGAGCGUCAGCGGAGCCGCACUGCUCCGUCUGGAGUUCCGCAGGUGGACAGGUCUGCGGAAAAGGCAAAAGAAGAGCGCGAGCGCGAGCGCGCAGCACAAGAAGUAGCAUUUGAGCGAGAUUACGUGGUCGUGGAGAAGCGGGCAGUGGAGGUUAAUGCUUUUGCCGAUGAAAUGGCACAUAGUCCGCGAAUUCAAGGGGGCUUCUCUCGGCCUGGCCAGGGAGGCGUGCUCUCACGACGCCCAGCAACAAUGCAGGGCGUACCGACAACUGCAAAUAUGUCACCCCACGCGUCUCCCAGCAAAGCCAUGCAAAUGAUCUCCGGGCGGCCUCGUGCUGAUUCAGCGCACAUUCGCCAGAACUCUUAUGAGCGGCGAUAUGGACAGAGCCCGACAUCCGCCACGUCGGCCAUAUCCAAAGCCCUCAAUAUGGCCAGCGGCCGCCUGUUUGGGAUGGGAUUUUCACCACCCUUGACAAUAACAAAGGGCGGGCGCUCCCCGCCGUUGGCUUAUAACCCUUUUCCAGCUUACCCCAACCCCCAAACCAGCUUGAUCGUCCUCGGAGACAGUACCAAGACGAAUGUGGCGUUGGAUGAAGAUAGCAAGAUUGUUCAAGAGCUCGAGGAGUGUGCCACUCGCAGUGAUGUUGUCUAUGGAUUUGCCGAAGUAAAAUACAAGCAACUCAUUCCCCUGGCUCCUUCUGUUCAGACUGACAAUCCUGGAACCACGAAUCUACCUGGCCAGCCAGAGACAUCAGAUCCCACUGACAGCGGACUAACGGCCGACGCGAUUGUGACACUGUCAGAAGAAGCGUUGGUUCUCUACGUCAAAGCGCUCUCCUUGCUGGCAAAAUCUAUGGAUAUUGCAAGCGCUUGGUGGAGUCGCAAGACUCGGGCCGAAGCGUUCGGCGAGUCGGCGGGCACCAAGGGAGAUGCCACCGGCGCACUCGUCAGCAACCGGAUCAACAACAUCGUGCAGUGGGUGCGCAAUCGGUUCAACGAGGUGCUAGAGAAAGCCGAAUUUGUUCGCCUCAAGUUGAUCGAGGGACAGAAACAAUUGCCGCUUGACCAUCCGAGUCACCCCAGCAACUAUUCGGUCAGGUCCUCUCUGGGUUCGAAUACAUCUGGAGAUGUUGUUGUCAGCUCGGGGGUGACGGCUGAGAAACUGAUGUAUGACCGCGCCCUAGAAAUGAGUCGCGCGGCAGCAAUCAAUGAACUCACGGGAGAGGACCUCGCCGGGUGUGAGAUUGCUUAUGUUACGGCAAUCCGGAUGUUGGAGGCGGUUCUGGACGAGGAUGAAGGGUCUCGGGCCGGUCACAGUAGCGGCAGCAAAGCCGAAAGUCGGAGGAACAGCGAACGAAUCAUGCUAGAUGGAGUCCAAGCGGAGGAUCGACAAGUGGUUAUCAAAUUGGUGUCCAGCAUCCGGGGCCGAUUGGCAUCCCUCCGCAAGAAAUUGGCCAUGAUCUCCAAACGGCACACAAUCACUCCUCCUUCGAGCGGCCCGAGCAAGUUGGCUCCCACCACGUUCCCACCGCCUGUUGCACAUGCCAUUGGAGCCACGCCGCCUAAAUAG
Aspergillus aculeatinus CBS 121060 is the source of this 2940-nucleotide messenger RNA. RefSeq names its product serine/threonine protein kinase ATG1 (gene atg1). Gene Ontology annotation, biological process: autophagy; peptidyl-serine phosphorylation; protein autophosphorylation. Gene Ontology annotation, molecular function: ATP binding; protein serine/threonine kinase activity. The coding region runs from base 1 to 2940 and encodes 979 amino acids. The record is from RefSeq and is a predicted model, not a curated record. The transcript is spliced from 3 exons. Gene Ontology annotation, cellular component: cytoplasm; autophagosome. Lineage: Eukaryota; Fungi; Ascomycota; Eurotiomycetes; Eurotiales; Aspergillaceae.